Molecule: messenger RNA, 1359 nt
Organism: Leptidea sinapis
Lineage: Eukaryota; Metazoa; Arthropoda; Insecta; Lepidoptera; Pieridae
Exons: 7
Coding region: 1-1158 (385 amino acids)
Source: RefSeq, a predicted model, not a curated record
AUGGUUUUCGAUACAAUGAUAGAAACAGGUCGAGAGAUCGAGUUGAGUGAUGUUGACGUCAAUGAUAUUCUUCGUAGCGAUCUCAUGCCUACUUCCUUCAUUCCCGAAGGUUCCGAUGAUUCUGUUCAAGAGGAGAGAACUGUCAACAUCGGUGUGGGAUAUGUUAAUGGCUCGGUCGGUGCCGCUCUCUCUACUCUGGACUUCCACAGGAAGAUGAUGAACGAGUAUCGAUGCAGAAAUUACCUCGCAGAACAAGUCCUGCAGGAAAUGGGUAAAAAUAGUUUGCGAGAUCGUGUCGGGAAGCCGGUGGAGUCUCACAUGUUCGGGAACAUGCUCCCGCAGGUAUAUGAUGCGAGAAGUACUGCGUUGUAUGAUGUGGGCUCGAUGGGAUACCAGGAGUGGCUAGCGAGAGUGACAGCGUUGAACGACGUGUAUCAACACUUCAACAUGAGUGUCGACCCUCACGUUAACAUCAGUGUGACAGUGAAGCCGUACUCCCAAAGCCUCCCGCGAGACCGGUACGAGGUUAUGGAGUCCGCCGAGUCUGUGUAUGAUCAUGACUUACCCGUCUACGAUGUUUCUAAACACAGUGGAGGCUACGAGUACUCGAUGCCGCCGCCUCCUCCUCCCGUCUACCAGCACUCCUCCAGCCAGGAGGAGCACGACUAUCCGGCAGAGAAGCACUCUCACGGGCUCAGCGUUAGCGAUCUGUUUGAUAUAUCCCUCACUGGAAUAGCAUUUCUGUCAUUUGGAAUGUUUAUACUUCAAGUGCUGAUGUGUAUCACAAUGAACGAGCAGCCGACCCAAGUGAUGCAGAUGGUUGAUGGUGGUGACAACGUGAACGUGGAAGACGUGUUCCGCUUCAAGAGAGACACGGACUCGGGAAAAUCUCUCAAGUCUCUCAACUACAUCUCUCGUUAUGCACUGAUGGCGCUGAAGCCCCAGUCGACACGAUGCCUGUCCCGCACCCUAUGUUUGGGCAACAAGUACACGAGGAAACUGGAGCACAACGAGAGAUAUUGGCUACCUUUGCUUCACGCUGGCGUGGCGUGGACCCGCGGAGGUUCCCUGAGUGCUCUGAGAGCUGCAGCCCUCGGUCUGGGAGGAGCUGACUGUGAUUAUUAUUAUCCGCAAGAGCAAUGCGUGCAUCACAACUAGCAAAUUACACUUACGUGAGGUCGAACCCUUUUAUUACAAACAUAAUACAGGAUGUUAAAAAAUCCUGUACUAUAUCUUGACACGUAUAUUGGUAUCAAGUAGUGAGAACAAAUAAAUAUUGAAUUUUCAGGAAAUAAUCACAUUAAAAAAGUGAGAAAAGAAGAUUAUUAAUGUACCCAAUUAUAAAAGUUUGAACACCUA